Diaporthe batatas is the source of this 687-nucleotide messenger RNA. RefSeq lists its product as uncharacterized. The record is from RefSeq and is a predicted model, not a curated record. Gene Ontology annotation, biological process: transmembrane transport. Gene Ontology annotation, molecular function: transmembrane transporter activity. Gene Ontology annotation, cellular component: membrane. NCBI's taxonomy places the organism in Eukaryota, Fungi, Ascomycota, Sordariomycetes, Diaporthales, Diaporthaceae. Bases 1 to 687 code for a protein of 228 amino acids. The transcript is spliced from 4 exons.
AUGGUCUGCACGGGUAGGAGGCGCAAGAUUAGCGCUUCCACGAACGAAGCCGAGGGCGACCAUGCAGAGAGCAUUCUGAACUGGACGCCCAUCGUCGUAAUUUCUAUGAUGCUGUUCAUCGACGGCCUCGGCGAGAACAUGUCUCUGGCCCCCAAAACCCAGUUGUUCGAGAACAUCGCCUGCCGGCAACAUUACAACGUCGACAGCGGCGGUCCCAUCGACAGGCCCUCGGAGGAAAUGUGCAAGGAUCCUGCUGUUCAGGAUGUCGUGGCGCAACUAUUUGGCUGGCAGAUAUUCUUCGACGGCAUUCCCGGCUUGGUCUUGGCCCUUUGGUUUGGGGUUCUCGCCGACAAGCAGGGCCGGAGGCGGGUUUUGUUCCUCAGCCUCGUGGGCCAGGUUCUGGCAGCUUUCUGGGUCCUGUUCAUCUGCUGGCUCGAGCUGCCCCUUCGCCCCAUGUGGCUGUCUUCGAUUUUCCUCAUUAUCGGAGGCGGGAGCACGGUGACAGGCGCUGUUUGCAUGAUGAUCAUCACGGAUUCGUCGCCUGAGAAGUACAGGUCGAAUGUUUUCUUUUACAGCCAAGCCGCUCUGAUCGUUGCAGAACUCGCCGGGCCAGCAACAGGAUCAUUUCUGAUGGCGAAGAGUCUGUGGCUUCCUUUGCUCCUAGGAUUUGUCAUCGAAGCGUCUUGA